Molecule: messenger RNA, 2247 nt
Organism: Exaiptasia diaphana
Lineage: Eukaryota; Metazoa; Cnidaria; Anthozoa; Actiniaria; Aiptasiidae
Exons: 7
Coding region: 1-2247 (748 amino acids)
Source: RefSeq, a predicted model, not a curated record
AUGCCAUUUUCGUCGUCAAAGUGUUCAUGUAAGCUGCAUAAUGAAUGGCAUCAUUCUACGCGACUCGACGAGUCAGAUUUACGUGUCUGUAAGAGAAACGAGGAGAAGUUUUGCUUUAAAAGUAAAAAGUACAAAAGCCGAAAAUUAAAGAUCUGCCUGGCUUGCCGAAGCCGCAUAAUAKCGGAAAAAAAGAUUGAAGAUUUUGAAAAAUCUGCUGCGCCUCAACAUCAAGAUGAAGAACAACUCGUGACUUUGAGUAUCGAUGCUAAUGAAUAUGAAUCUACAAGCUCCCCUAUGGAUGCCAUCGAAGACUCUGAAAAUGCAAGUUUGGACAUCUCUCCAAGUGAAAUGAAUAUACCGAUAGUUGGAAACUUAAAUAGUAACAACGUUGCAGCAGAUGUAACUGUAUCUUUACUUGACAAGGAGUGCAAUAAAAAACAAAGCCCCACUGUCACAAGAGGUCAACAAGUUCCAUCCCUGCCAAACCCUUACCAAGAUGUACAAGAUCGUAGAAAACGAUCCAUGAGAUCUGAGUUUAUUGAAACUGUGUUUGAUAUUGCCUCACAGUAUGUGCACAAUGAUUAUGGCCGUGCACUUACAGACUUCAUGAAAGACACAUUAAACAGCCGGUUGUGGUUACAGACCUUUGGUGAAGAUGUAAAAACCUAUGGUCCUCAGACUAAAGAUUUUGUGGUCAUUUUAGCUGAGGAAUAUAAAAACUKUAAAGACAAAGAUACUGUACAAAUGAUAAGAACAACUGCCAAGCAACAGAAGACUAAGUUUGUCAUUGGCAACACAAAACAGGAUAGCAAAAUAUCCUUAAAUGGGUCWACAUUUGGGGGAUCACGAAUAGAGGCAGCAAAAGAAAUUGGAAGAGCUCGUCACUAUGGAGAUGAGAAGAGAAGGUUACUGUCAAUAGUUGCUAUGGAUUAUCCAUAUAGCUACCUGCAGGACUUGUUUGGGUGUUCCCCAUCAACUGUAUCAGCAGCAAAAGUGCAUGCAAUUCUCUUUGGACGUGGCGGUGUCCCUCCACCUCACCUGAAGUUCACCCGUCAAAGGGUAAGCCCUGACGUUUUAGAAGAUCUAACAAAUUUCUUAUAUCGGGAUGACAUAAGCCGUCCAUCCUCAUGUCGUAGUGUGCUAAUCAAUGGAAAUGAGACUGGUGUCAGAUAUUGGCAAGAUUCUGUGAAAGGCAUUAUUGACCAGUAUUUACUACAGUAUCCAAAUGGAGUCAAGAGGACUUAUAUUUACACUCAUCUGCCAACUAACUUCCGAAUGGAUACCAUGCUAGCAGGGCUUUGCAACCUUUGCUAUGACUAUGGCCAUGACAAUUUUGACAAGCUGUACAGUUUCAUUGACAAGGUCAGCAGUUUAACUUCACAACUUGACUCUGACAGCCUAAAAAAUACCCUAAGAAUUUAUCAGACUUUCUUGAAAAAGAAGUUUAUGAAAUCUCUCGAGCGUCACUCAUCUUGCCUUGAGCUAUGUUUGGAUCAUGCAAUAGGGUCCUGCACUGAGCAGCAUAACAGUUACUGCACGGACAUGAAAGUAUUUCAUGAAGCAACUGCAACCCUUGAUAAAUGUAUACAACUGCAGCAUAUCGAAGAAACUGCUAGGAACAAACUUGCUGAAGAACUGAAUGAAGUUAAGUCAACUCAUUUGGCAUAUAUCUCACAUCUUAUAAGAACAAGACACCAGGGAGACUAUCACCAGUACGUAAAAAAGAAUCUCAGACCUGGAGAGUGUGUUGUAGUUGUUGACUACAAAAUGAAGUUGGAACUUGGAAAAAGGAUAAGAGAAAACCAGCGUGACUGGUACGGAAAGCGUGGUCUUUCUAUCCAUGGUUUUUAUGUUAUUGCCCAACUAACUAGCAAUGAGAGAUCAUCAGAAGUUAUUGAUUUGUGGUGUGAUGAUACCAAGCAAGAUUCGUGGUUCUCUCAAAGUGCCCUUCAUAUUGGUUUCACUUGGCUGGAGGAUGCUUUUCCAGGCUUCAGAGUAUAUUUAUUUUCAGACAAUGGGCCUCAUUAUCAUAACACAGCAUUUUUACUUUAUCUGGCUGGGGUAAAUGAUGCCUUCAAUCYGACGCUGGUGGAGUACAAUAACUUUGAAGCUGGAGAAGGGAAGACUGCCUUAGAUACACACUUUGCCCAUAUUAGUCACAAAAUUGUUCGCUGGGUGAGGGUGGGUAACAACUUGGAAACUGGUCAGCAGGUUGCAGAUCUUGUUGGGGUAUGUAUGUUCCUAUGA